GGGCGGAGGGGCGAGUACACUUCCGCGAGAAACACUCAAAUAUACACGCAGCUUCAUCGGGACCCGGCUUGAGUAGCGUUUUGUGUUGGUGUGUGUGUUUUUUGCCCCCCCGUUCAGUCCGGUUCGGUGGAUCAGCGCCGUCAUGUCGUACGAGCUGAAGCAUGUGUUUGCCAGCCUUCCUCAGAUGGAAAGGGGUGUGGCCAAAGUGCUGGGUGGAGAUCCAAAGGGGAACAACUUUCUGUAUACCAAUGGAAAGAGCGUCAUCAUCAGGAACAUUGAUAAUCCCGCCAUCGCUGACGUCUACACCGAACACCCUCACCAGGUCCUUGUUGCCAAGUACGCCCCCAGCGGUUUUUACAUCGCCUCAGGAGAUGUUUCAGGAAAGAUCCGUAUUUGGGACACAACCCAGAAAGAGCACCUGCUGAAGUAUGAGUACCAGCCCUUCGGAGGGAAGAUAAAGGACAUUGCCUGGACUGAGGACAGCAAGCGUAUUGCUGUGGUCGGAGAGGGCAGAGAGAAGUUUGGUGCUGUGUUCCUGUGGGACAGUGGUUCGUCAGUAGGGGAGAUUGUGGGCCACAGUAAGAUCAUUAACAGCGUGGAUAUCAAACAGACACGGCCGUACCGUCUCGUUACUGGCAGUGACGACAACUGCACCACCUUCCUCGAGGGACCUCCUUUCAAGUUCAAGUGCACCCUGAGUGAUCACAGCCGGUUCGUCAAUUGUGUGCGUUUCUCACCGGACGGAAGCCGCUACGCAUCCGCAGGGGCCGAUGGCCAGAUUUUCCUGUAUGAUGGGAAGACUGCAGAGAAGAUGGGCACGCUGGGCGGAGCUAAGGCCCAUGAUGGCGGAGUUUAUGCUGUGUGCUGGAGUCCUGACAGCACCCAGCUCAUGUCAGCGUCUGGUGACAAGACAGUGAAAUUGUGGGAUGUGGCCACCGGUACUGCAGUAACAACCUUUAACCUGGGAUCAGAUGUGCUGGACCAGCAGCUGGGCUGUCUGUGGCAGAAGAAUCACCUCCUGAGCAUUUCGCUGUCUGGGUAUAUCAACUACCUAGACAAGAACAACCCGAACCGGCCUCUCCGGGUCAUCAAGGGCCACAGCAAGGCCAUCCAGUGUCUGACAGUCCAUAAAGAGGACGGACGGCCCUUCAUUUACUCCGGCAGCCAAGACGGACACAUCAAUUACUGGGAUGCUGAGACUGGUGAAAAUGAGGGGAUAGCAGGAAAGGGUCACUCUAACAUGGUGGCCAGGAUGGCUGUGGACGAGUCAAACAACCUAGUCACUUGCAGCAUGGAUGAUACCGUCCGCUACACUGAUCUCGGCAAGAAAGAAUACAGUGCAUCUGACCUGGUGAAGAUGGAUGUUCAGCCAAAGACUGUGUCAGUGGGGCCAGGGGGCCUGGCUGUAGCUGUGUGUAUUGGACAGGUGGUGUUGCUGAAGGAUAAGAGAAAAGUUUUCACUCUAGAAAACCUGGGCUAUGAACCGGAGGCAGGCGCUGUGCACCCAGGAGGUGUAACUGUGGCUGUGGGCGGAGCUGACGGAAAGGUACAUCUGUAUUCAGUCCAGGGGAACACCCUGAAGGAUGAUGGGAAAGUUUUGGAGGUCAAGGGGCCAGUGACUGAUAUGGAGUUCUCCCGAGACGGAGCCUUCCUUGCUGUUUGCGACGAGAAGAAAGUCAUCACUGUGUUCACUGUAGCUGAUGGUUACCAGGUUAAGAAUGAUUUCUACGGUCAUCAUGCCAAGGUUGUGUGUAUGGCCUGGUCUCCUGAUAAUGAACAUUUUGCUUCUGGAGGGAUGGACAUGAUGGUCUAUGUUUGGACUCUCAAUGACCCAGACAAGAGGAUCAAAAUCCCAGAUGCUCACCGAUUGCACCACGUCAGUGGCUUGGCCUGGCGGGACGAACACACACUCGUCACGACAUCUCAUGACUCAUGUGUGAAACAAUGGACAUUGAAAAUCUAAGCACACAAGCGCACCCACACUUCAAACACUCUCAUGGGAUCACCAGGGAUAGGGACUACUGUAGACAAUAACUCUCUCUUGCUUUCUCCUUCUGUCUGGGUUUUUUUUUUCUCCUUCUUUUUUUCUUUAUUUCAGUUGGUCUGUAAGUAGCAAGUUUUGUCCUGGAAGCUUCUCAGUUGAAACCUCUUAGCUGUGUGUUUAUCCGCUCUGCUUUUUAUUCGGUUAACCGUCUGCUUACAAAAAAAUGAAAAUGUAUUUUAAAGAGAUGUUUUUCAUCUUAACUGCCAUCUAAUACAUCUUUACCAUACGAUUGAAUACCAUGGACAACAGUUUUAACUCACUUUAUACUUGGAAAAGAACUGAAAACUUCUCAAAUCAAACUUUCCUUACAAUAGAAGCCGCUAGGUAGUUGCUGAAUGUUUCAAAUGUGUGACUAUUUAAUGAGACAGACAUGAGAUAAUAUUUUACCAAAGCUGCUUCUAUGAAGUUCUAUCCAACUUCUGAAUGCUACAUUAACACAAAGUUCCGGUUACUUCAACUUUCCAUAAGGUUUUCUGGUAUCCAUAAGGAAUCAUGCAGGAGCUUAUGAAAACUUUGUCCACAAAUUGCUGCCUUCGAUCUGUUUUUGAAAGAAUUAAUAAUUCACAUCUUUCAUUGGAAAACUGAAGAAUUCCGUGUUUCACAUGACUGUACUGUCAGAAUUAGCAACUGCUCAAUGACUUCGAGGAAUUAAGUUUCAAGUUACCUUUUCCCCUCUUCUUUUGUAAGUAUAGCGGAAUAUAGUGAAAGCAUAGUCUAUGAUAAUCGAUUGUAGAGUACAGAUGCAGCAGAGGACGCUUAGGCUGAAAGAUGCAGGGCUAUUUCUUUAAAGCACUUGGCUUCUGAGAGCUUUCUCACCUUAAACACAAUUAAAAAGCAUGACAUUCCAGAGGCGCCAGCCCGAUCUCCACUCAAUUAAAGAUUCAGAAUGCUGAUGUAGGGUCAGUUUUUUUGGCAUUAAUGAGAUGCACUCAUUAUGCUUCAUAGAUGCCAUUGUAAAAUUGACUGCUGUUGUGUCAGUAGUACUCAUACACAGAUAUAAGCCUAGAGCUCAACAUGGCAUAACCUUUCUAAAAUAUGGAACUGAGCUGUAAAUAUCUGCUGAGCAACUUCUAGAUAUUUCUAGGACUGUCCAGUCAGCCAGUAAGCAUUCUCUUUUUAAAAAGGUCUUUACUGGGUGGAGACUUUGCUUUUGCCCUCUUCUUCUAUUUUUGUAUGAUGGAACAUAUUUGUGUCUUUCGCAGUCCAGCUCUGAUGAGAGGGAGUGUGCCUGUGUGGGGAGUUGGGGGUGGGGUGGGGGGUCAAUAAUAUAUAAAUCAGAAACCUGAUCAUGAAAAGUUUCAAAAAAAGAUACUGUAUUGUGUCUGAUGUUUUUUUUUUUUUGGUUUUUUUUUGUCCUUUUGUCUACGAGGUCUCACUCAGUUUCAUUGUGUUUGGUUUUGUUGUUUUGGAUGCCUCCACUUUUUUUCCAUUGGAGUGGAUGUGAUUCAUAAUAAUAUGAAUUAAUAAUGGAAAUAAAAACAAACACUUUUUA
Pygocentrus nattereri (red-bellied piranha) is the source of this 3536-nucleotide messenger RNA. RefSeq names its product WD repeat domain 1 (gene wdr1). Gene Ontology annotation, molecular function: actin filament binding. Gene Ontology annotation, biological process: actin filament depolymerization; locomotion; sarcomere organization. The transcript has 15 exons. The record is from RefSeq and is a predicted model, not a curated record. Gene Ontology annotation, cellular component: cortical actin cytoskeleton. The coding region runs from base 143 to 1963 and encodes 606 amino acids. NCBI's taxonomy places the organism in Eukaryota, Metazoa, Chordata, Actinopteri, Characiformes, Serrasalmidae.